Molecule: messenger RNA, 216 nt
Organism: Rotaria sp. Silwood2
Lineage: Eukaryota; Metazoa; Rotifera; Eurotatoria; Philodinida; Philodinidae
Source: the annotation of a GenBank genome assembly
AUGACUGAUGUACGUGAUCUUGCUGCUGAAUUCAUUACAGGUUACGGUGGUGCCGCUUCCGCCAAGGCAAUAGCACAUACACGAAAAAUCGAGAAUCUAUUUAGAGAUGCUGAUCGGUUUGUUGAAGAAUAUCUUGAAUCUGAUUCGAUGGAUUAUGCUUCGGACGACGAAUCUAAUGUCUCGUCAGAAGAUGAUGAAGAAAAUAGUAACAGUUGA